UUAUUUACAAAUAAUCUUUUUUAUUGACUAAUUCUAUUGUUAACAGUCACGGAACCUAUUUAGUUUCAGUUUAGCCAAAGUCGUAAACAGUGUUAUCUGCUGUUACAAAUAUUUAUGUAUUAUUUAUAGCAUCGUGUUAAAUUAACACGACAUAACCUCAAAACAAAGAUAGUCAAUACUGGAUAAAACUAUUUAUAAAAUAAAACAAAAUGACCUCGUUAUUCGAUCAGUUCGAGCAACCCUCGAGUAAACCGCGCAACAACAAUUUAACAACAGCGGAAAUGAGUACACUCGGUUACAUCAACAUGACUCUAGAGCAAGACGUCCCAAUUUUUAGCAAAACAAAAAAAGAUUUCACGCCCUCAGAUAAAAUAACGCAUGUUGCUAUUUCUAACAAACAGCUGGCGGUUGCUAUGGCUAAUAAUAUGUUGUUUCGAAUGAAUCCGCACAACCCCCAACAACACGAUGAAAUUUCUUUGACCAAAUACACUACAACAUGCCGAUUAACUAAUUUAUUCAUGGACCCCACUGGCAAUCACUUGCUGUUAACUAACAAGCCUUAAUAAAACUGGUUUUUGACUUUAUUAACUAAGACCUCCAUUAGUCAAACGCUCUACAACUAAAACUCCUAACUAUCAUAUUUACAUGUUUAAUGUUAAAUUUUUAAAUGUAUUCUUAUUGAGUUUUAAAUUUAAUAUAACACAAAUAUAAUCUCAAUCUGU
Molecule: messenger RNA, 722 nt
Organism: Zophobas morio
Lineage: Eukaryota; Metazoa; Arthropoda; Insecta; Coleoptera; Tenebrionidae
Product: vacuolar protein sorting-associated protein 18 homolog
Exons: 3
Coding region: 210-563 (117 amino acids)
Source: RefSeq, a predicted model, not a curated record